AUGGUCUAUCCAGAUGAUCAUCCGCUUCCUCCGUAUCCGCAACCGGUGAAAAUCGUCAAAUAUGUGCCAAAAGAGACCUCAAUCAGCUCGCCAUAUUUGGAUUAUUGCCCCGGAUGCCAGUCAACGAUCAUGACGCGCUGCGAAUCGCACCUCGGCGUGUGCUGGUGGAUCAUCUGCUUCGUCGGCUUCUUCCUCUUCUGUUGGCCGAUUCUAUUCUUCCUGUGCUGCGACUGCUCGAAAGACAUCGACCAUCGUUGCCCGAAUUGCGGUCUUUUGUUGGCGACGUCGAAAAAAGCGGGCUUCUGA
Messenger RNA from Caenorhabditis bovis, 306 nucleotides. The record is from the annotation of a GenBank genome assembly. Lineage: Eukaryota; Metazoa; Nematoda; Chromadorea; Rhabditida; Rhabditidae.